Molecule: messenger RNA, 2629 nt
Organism: Bolinopsis microptera
Lineage: Eukaryota; Metazoa; Ctenophora; Tentaculata; Lobata; Bolinopsidae
Product: serine/threonine-protein kinase 33-like
Exons: 15
Coding region: 32-1351 (439 amino acids)
Biological process (GO): protein phosphorylation
Molecular function (GO): protein kinase activity; ATP binding
Source: RefSeq, a predicted model, not a curated record
AACACUACAAAUCUAUUACAUUUAUUGAGAUAUGUCCCAUGGAUCAAUGAGGUACUUUCAAGAUAAAAACUCCAAGUCAGGACAAGCCUCCAAAACCAUUAAUCAUACAAGAAUUGAUAGCAUAUCGUCGAUAGAAGAGAAGUAUGAAAUCUCACCUGACAUACUUGGACAAGGCAGUUUUGGGACAGUCUACAAGGCCACCAACAUUGCCACGGGCCAAUCUUUCGCAAUGAAGAAGAUUGAAAAGCAGACUUUGGGAGUAACGGGACACAAGAUGUUGGAGAGAGAGGUGGCUAUAUUGAAGAGGGUGCAGCAUCCCCAUAUUGUGGCAUUGGAGGAGGUCUUUGAGACAAGCGAGGACACAUAUCUGUUUAUGGAGUUGUGUGAUAAGGGAGAAUUGAAGUCACUGCUUGAUAAUACAGAGCUCUCCGAACUUGAAUGUGCAGAGAUCAUCAAGAGAUUGUCCAGUACAAUCGCGUAUCUUCACGACAACGACAUUGUACACAGAGAUCUGAAGUUAGAGAAUAUACUUUUGAGCGCUGGUGUUAUUGACCCCGAGGAUAGAUUUAAUAUCAAGGUGACAGAUUUUGGACUAUCGUUCCUAACUGGAGGUAGUAAUACGUUUGGAAGUGACAAGAUGAUGACGACUACCUGUGGAACUCCCAUGUACAUGGCUCCAGAGAUAUUGGACAGUUCAGUUGGUUACUCUCAUCAAUGCGAUAUAUGGAGUAUCGGGAUUAUAAUGUUUAUUUUGUUAAGUAGGAAGACUCCAUUUGAGGCAGACUCCGAGGAUGAGCUGUACGAAAAGAUAAAAGCUGGAGAUAUAAAGUUUGAAGGUCCGGAAUGGGAAAACAUCAGCGAAUCAGCAAAAACUCUCAUCAAGUGCAUGGUGAAAGUGGACCCGGCAGCCAGAAUCACUGCUAAAGAAAUCAAGGAUCACCACUGGGUCAGAGGUGACAGUAACGAUAACAGUAACGACGACGACCAAAUGACAGUUAUUGAAAUGAUGAAGAUGUUCCACCGUGAAAACUUACCCCAAGCUGAUGUCGAAAUAAAAUUAACUGAGGUUUUAGAAGCAGAUGUUGAAGAAAAGAAGGAUGUUGUGGUUGAAAUUCCUACUCCUCGAAAGAAAUUUACUCCUAAAGAAAAGAAAGCCUUACCAGAAAAUCGACGUAUGUCUGUUGACCCGCAUCUUAUAGCGGCCAGAAAAAUGGGGACAAACUCACCCCGACGAACGUCACUGCCUACGACAGCGAAAACUACUCCGAUAAAAAUGUCGAGAAACAGAAAACCAGGACCCGACUCAAAGAGAGAUGAUAGAAAACAGACCAACUCCCAGACGGUGAAAUAAUAACAAUCAGCCCAACAUUGGAAACAUUUCUCCCGCGUUUUAUUUCGUGUUGUGUGACAAUAUUUCGGACCGGGCUAUCGAUCAAAUUUCCACUUAAUAUCAAGCUGGCCUGGCUUUAUAACAUUUCGGAUAUUUACUGCUUCAGUGCGGUAAAAUGCGGUAAAAUUGCAUCAAGAGCCUUGGAUGGCUGAUGUAAAGUUUUUUUGGAAUGAUGGUUAUGUUAGAGAGAAGUUUAAUCCAACAAGGCAAUCAAUAACAUUACGAGUUUAUGUACAUUUGACAUUGUAAAUAUUCUAUAGAGGUGUCGAAAUUGGAUUUCAGUUUUUGGAGGUUGGAACGAUAUUCAAGUUUGGAUUAAGUUACAUACACACUCAAACAUGGCAAAAUCCAAGAGGAUAGGUUUGCACCAACUUUGCCAUUCUUCGUUAUAUGCGGAUUUAUUAAAAGUUUGAUAUAUCCACCUUACAAACACAACAUGUUUAACAAACACAUAAUUUAUACACAGCCGUAUAAAGCUUGCCUCUAGAUUUCUUUCAUUUAAUUUAAUUCUAAUGAAAUGUCGAUAUCUUAGCGGCCUGCUUUUUGCCGACGUGGACGUUUUCCUGUGAGUGAAUGUAUAAGAAUGAGAAAACUGGUGGCACCUCGAUCUGAUUUUGUAAUUUUGAUUAUCGAUCGUACUGUUACAAUGAUUAAUGAAUAUUGUGCACUAAAGGCCUCGCCCACUGAUCAGGUUCAUGUUUUGAAAAUGUGAGAUUCCUACAGUUUUGACGAUGAAUAUAGUGAUAAUUUAAUGAGUUCCAGUAAUUUGUGAUUGUAAAAGUGUUGAUAACGAUCAGCAGUUGUUAAAAUCAAGCGUUAUUAGCUGUCCUGUUCCAAAGGAGCUAGAGUGAUUGAACAGCUUUUGGCAAAUGGGUAAUAGCUAUUAACCGGCUAUUAACCGGCUAGGCUGUCCGGCUGUUAGCAGGUCAAUUUUGUACCUAUAUAUCCUGCUUAGUAAAGAAUAGAACUUGUUCCUACGUGAAGCAUUUAAUUUUUUGUAAUAAUGCUAAAAUUUAACAAGUUAUAGAAUAUGUGUUAUAGUGUUAACUGUUUUCUAGCUUCAAUUUUUGUACUUAGCUUACUGCUUUAUUGCUCAGCAAGGCUUGCCUCGUCAGAGAUUAUUUUUGUUAGCUAUAGUUAUAAAAAUAAAAUGAAGAUAAAUUUAUACUAAAUGUGCUGAAAAACAUAUUCGACGAAGAAAAAAUGUAUUUUAUAAAACGAACAUUUCGUUAGUUACAC